Molecule: messenger RNA, 1038 nt
Organism: Daldinia childiae
Lineage: Eukaryota; Fungi; Ascomycota; Sordariomycetes; Xylariales; Hypoxylaceae
Exons: 2
Coding region: 1-1038 (345 amino acids)
Source: RefSeq, a predicted model, not a curated record
AUGAGUAUCAAUACCGCCCCGGAGAAUAUCGCGAAAGAAGCGAGAAUUCAGCCGAAAGGUCCUGUAAAAGGUCAGAUAGGCAUGGGCAGCAAGGGGUAUGGAUACCGGGACUGUAUUACGAGCCGGAGAAUCUCGCACAGAGAGACCCCUACAUCCGCGCAGCGGGAAAAGCGCGGCCGACCCGAGCAGAAACCUGAGCAGAAACGGGAUAAGUCAGAAGCACAUCCGCGAAGUUCGACGAAAAACCGUGACGAACAUAGACAUCAAGCAUCCGCAAGCAAGAAAUCCUCCCAUAAAACUGAGAGAAAGGGGGACAAGCCGGCAAAAAGCAACGAGCGUAGACCCCGCGCACCCGCCAAAGAAACCUCCAGUACUAACAUCCCUCGCCGCUCCAAAAAGACAGCCGAGCCGGUAUCGAAGCGUGACCGCCAUCGCCGCGAAACAGACAACAGGGACAGGGAUAAAUCUUCCAGAAGUAAGAGAUCCUCUAGAAUACCUACCCCCGUGCGUCGCCCCCCAACACCACCCCCCAAAGACCCAGAGCGCAAAUGGCCGCCGCCUAUCCGACACUACAUAGAUCCGAUACCGAUACCGAAGCCGCAGCCGCAGUCGCAGUCGCAGCUGAUAUCGCCCAUAUCACCGAUGGAGAAACAUCUGCCACUGCGGCGCAAAUCCGGACAAGUCCACUACACCCCGCCGUCGCCGCCUCCGCUCAAGCCGCCCCCCGCGCCGCUGCCCGAGUACCAAGUAUACCUAAACGCGCAGCGCUUCGCCAACGACUACUACCCGCCAGCCUCGCCCGCCAUCGAGAAGAGCAUCGAGCCGCCUAUGUUCCGACCUCCCUUGCGGCCUCCCCCGCAGCGCAGCAAAGGGCACCACCACCAUAUGAUCACCGGGACCGGGCGCACGAACGGUUUCCACAUGCCCCCGACGCUGCGCAGGGUUGGGCCGCUGCGCUUCUCCGACACUUCGUCCGACGAGAGCUUCGUGUGUCGGGACGCGCGGAUGCUGACGAUGAACGCGCGGCACGCUUACUAG